Molecule: messenger RNA, 5658 nt
Organism: Epinephelus lanceolatus (giant grouper)
Lineage: Eukaryota; Metazoa; Chordata; Actinopteri; Perciformes; Serranidae
Gene: psd2
Product: pleckstrin and Sec7 domain containing 2
Biological process (GO): regulation of ARF protein signal transduction
Molecular function (GO): guanyl-nucleotide exchange factor activity
Source: RefSeq, a predicted model, not a curated record
UCUUCUGGGAACAUCCUGGAACCCUCCCAAGGUCCUUUGGGUAUCCCUGGACCUCAGUCAGUGGGAACCACUUGACACCCUUUGCGUACUCUGCAUCCACAGCUCCUGUGUUGAACUUUAAGCCUAACCUGUUUUAAUUUAAUACAUUCUAGGUCUGGGCCGUUAUAUAAGCUGUGGUCAGAGAGGAGAAGGACUUGUGUCAACACAACUGUCAGCGCUAAUCUUCACUGCAGGCUAUAGUGUCUGAUAUCAACAGGCCCUCGAGACACGUCCCGUUCACACCGCGCGGUAACCACGGGAGAGUGAUGGUGCUCCCGAGCAGUCCUAGGAGCGGAAUUACAAUUGCUCAGCUGCCAUUCAAACACACAGAGGCUCCACGGAGAGGAGGAGACGGAGAGGACGCCUCCGUGCAUCCAUCCAUUCAUCAAUCCGCUCAGUAGUCGCUCUCCGCCGCCUGGACCUCCCGCGAGCCCCUACCAGCCUGAGCGGAGGCGCGAGACAACACCACGAGCUUCGGCGGCGGCGGCGGCCGUGAACAACGGUCGCACGCGCAUACCGGUGAGAGGGGGGCAGCUGGGAAGGACGCUCAGCGUGGAGAGAAAAGAGAGCCCGUCUGUCAGUGUUAUUCCCCGGUGUGGAUGUGGAGAGACAGAGGGAGGGAGAGGACCACCGCUAAACUCUGCUUUACAGCCCCAGACUGAACGCAUUUUACCGAGGGUCCCCCCUGGUUGCUGAUCUGAAGCUCUGGUCCUCAUCUCGUGCUGGAGUAGACAGCCACCCCCCCUCAGUGAAGAGCACCAUGACCCAGGAGGGGCAGGCUCUGCCCUCUCCCACCCCACCAGAGAGCCCAGUGGAGCCCAAUACAGCAACCACCACCAGCACCACCGCCGACCCACCCACAGAGACACACAGCCAGGCAGAGCAGGACAAGCAGGGGGCUGGGGCGAAGGACAAGAGAGAGGAGGGGAAACAACAAGAGGAGAUCAGAGAGGGAGAGGAGGAGGCACGGGGGGAGACACACGGGGAAGGAAAAGGGAAGGAAGAAGUAAAAGAUGAGGGAGGAGAGGGCGAGUUGAAAGAGGAGAGGGUACAGACAGAUGGAGGGGCGGAGGGAGAGAGGGAAGGGACAGUAGGGGAAGCAUGUAUAAAUGUGGAGGUAACGGAGGAGGAGGAGGCAUCACAUGAGGUGGAGGGGAUGAAAGAAGAAGAGGAGGGGAAGGAAGAUGAAGAGAUGCAACUGUCUACAGCGGAGGAGGAGGCAACUCACCCUCAACAAGCUGGGCGACUGGCAAAUGGCAUAGGUGGGAAUGAAGAUGAUGAUGAAGCAGGCGAAGAGGACGAAGGCGGAGAUGAGGGCGAGACUCACACACACUUGGACACUUUCAGCUCUAACUUUGAGACUACUGUAGAACAGGCCGACACAGAGGUGGAGGAGGAGGAGGAGGAGGAGGAAGAGGUCCAGAAAGAGGGAGAUGGGAGAGAAAACCAGGACAGUUUCAGCUCGGUGUUUGAGCAGAUUGUUGAGCAGGUGGAUGUUCAGGAGGAGGAAGAGGAUGAGGAGGAGGAGAGGGAGUUGGAGGAGGAGAGGGACAAGGGUAGGGUGGACAACAAAGACGGCUUCAGCUCCACCUUCGAACGCAUCGUAGAGUCUGCCCUGCUGAGGGGUGGGACCUGCUACAGCAGCCUGGACUCUCUGGACGUCCUGUCGCUCACAGAUGAGACGGACAGCUGCGUCAGCUUUGAGGCGCCACUGACGCCGCUCAUCCAACAGAGGGCACUGUUACAGGGUCCUGAACCUCUGGAGCUGGAACUGGCAACUGUUCAGGAGCAAGAAGGGGCUGAGGCUGGACCAGACUCCCCAGGUGAUCUCACAACUGGGGAGAGCGCUGUCCGUGGAGCUGCAGCUGUGGGUGGAAGCCCACUGAGGACCACCAUACCAGGGAGCAGGUCAGAGUUUGUGCUGAGCCAGCCCGGACGCUGGGCCAUCCCGAAUGGAUACCACACAGACUCCCAGGGAGCCAUAGAGGGUUGUGGAGCCAUGAUCAACUCUGUCAGUGAUGCCAACCUCACAGACGUGCUGUCUGACUCAGAGGAGUGUGAUUUGGGCAGCCUGGAGCGUUUGGAGCGCGGCAGCACAGACACUCUGGCCAAUGGCUGCCGAGCCGACUGUGAGGCCGCCAAGAGGCUGGCCAAGCGCCUCUAUCACCUCGAGGGCUUCAAGCGCUGUGAUGUGGCCAGACACCUGGGCAAGAAUAACGAGUUCAGCCAGUUGGUGGCAUCGGAGUACCUGAGCUUCUUUGAUUUCUCCGGCCUGUCGCUGGAUCGAGCCCUGAGGAACUUCUUAAAGGCCUUUCCACUGAUGGGAGAGACUCAGGAAAGAGAGAGGGUCCUUGUACAUUUCUCCAGACGCUUCUGCCACUGCAACCCACAAACACUCACCUCUGAAGGUCAGAGCUACGAGGGUGAUGAUGGGGAUGACACUGAUGAUGGAGCCCACACAUUAACCUGCGCCCUUAUGCUGCUCAACACCGAUCUACACGGACAUAACAUUGGGAAGAAGAUGUCCUGCCAACAGUUUAUCAGUAAUCUAGACGGCCUCAACAAUGGCAAAGACUUCCCUAAAGACUUAUUAAAGGUCUUGUACAACUCCAUCAAGAAUGAGAAGCUGGAGUGGGCAGUUGAGGAGGAGGAGCUGAGGAAGAGUCUGUCAGAGCUGGUGGAGGAGCAAUGUGAGGGCGGGAGUAAGCGUGUUGCCAGGGUAACGGACGGCAGUAACCCUUUCAUUGCCAUUCCCAUUCUCUUAAAUGCCGUCACCUACAAACAUGGAGUGUUGACCCGCAAGAGCCACGCUGACAUGGACGGCAAACGCACCCCGAGGGGUCGUCGUGGUUGGAAGAAGUUCUAUGCGGUCCUGAAGGGGAUGAUCUUAUAUCUCCAGAAGGAUGAGUACAAGCCUGACGCUGACAUUUCAGAGGUGGACCUGAAGAACGCAGUGCGGAUCCACCACGCUUUAGCCACUCGUGCCACUGACUACAGCAAGAGAGCCAAUGUACUGAAGCUCAAAACCUCAGACUGGAGAGUCUUUCUGCUGCAUGCGCCUAGUGAGGAGGAGAUGAUGUCUUGGAUCUUUCGGAUAAACCUGGUGGCAGCGCUGUUCUCCGCUCCGGCCUUCCCUGCCGCCAUCGGCUCCAUGAAGAAAUUCUGUCGGCCCAUCCUGCCGUCUUCAUCCACCAGACUCAAACAGGAGGAGCAGCUGCUGAGUCAUGAGAGCAAGCUGAAGCAGAUGAGCCUGGAGCUGGAGGAGCACCGGAAAAACUCGCCCUCAGCCGACCCUAAAAGCCGCGAGUGGGAGGAGUACCGGCUCAAAGAGCACUACCUCACGUACGAGAAGACUCGGUAUGAGACGUACAUCAACCUCCUGCAGGCCAAAAUCCGUGCAGAGACGGACGACCUUGAGAAGAUCGAGGCCAGCGUGAUGGGUGGCCUGAUCAUGGAGGGCGGCCUGGUCGGCCGGGAGUGCCACCUCCGCAAGACGCAGUCCUCUCCAUCCAUUAGUCAGGCUCAAGGCGGGCUGAACGGGAGGGCCACUGGAUGCACUGCCCCAGGACAGAGGAGCUGAGGGGAGGCAGUAGGACCAGUGACCACAGCCCACAAAACAACAUCCCUCCAAGCCAAACCAGCUGAAUCCUCCAACCUCUGACUGGGUUUUUCUGUUAGAAUUUUGUGUUUUGGGCUCCUCCGUUCCUCCUGUUGUACUUACAAUAUGAAGGUCGGUAGCAACAGGAGAAAUGACUGUCACUAUCCUUCCCAGACUUUAUCGACCCUGAUGAUAAGUUUCUUUCCUUGAGCAAUAGAUGAAGAAGAUGAAGACCCAACAAGUGACCCUGCCAAACCUCAGUCCUUUGAACUUUUAUUAUUGCACAUUAAAAUGAUCAUAACUGUGAUCACUAUUUAUAACAACAUCAUCAGUAUUAUUUUGAAAUUACACUCAGAGCAAUGCAGUUGUCUGUAGUGGACAUGUGUUUUUAGUUACGAGCAGAGCUUUGAGUAAUUUAUAAAGUAUCAGUUUAAGGCCAGAAAGAGGACAAAGAGUGAGAGACAGACUGGUUUGCCUUUGUCCUCUCUGUCCUGUCUUCGUCCUGCAGUCCAGGAGUCAGACAGUGAUUCAGAUGGAGAUGGUACUACUGUAGCAUUUUGGCCUUUUAUUUCGUGUUUACACACCCAGCCGCUCACAGGCGUGUGUAUGGACCUACAGUGAUGGUGGACAGUGGUGUGUGAAGAUACAACAUAUCUGUCCCAGAGUUACAAAAAACUCUCAGAGGAACUUCUCAGAAGGAUCAAGUCCCUGCCAUGUAUAGCAUAUUUAUUUAUUUAUUUAAUUCUCCAAACCUUUAUUCACCCCAGGAAGGGUUUACACUGAGCAUGCUCGCUCUUUUUCCGUCUCGACAUUCAUACAGUUAACAUUUGUUAGUGUAAAGGAGCUGCCAAAAGGAACAACUGUGGUUUUAACUGUUCACUAAGCUGCUCCACCAGAGGAACUGGAGGUUGAGUGCCUUACCCAAGGGCACCUUGACACUAGAUGUUGAGGGAUUUAGAGAGUGUUAGUCAGUCACUUGUCAGAGAGAUCACAAGUCUGUGUCUGUGAUUUUUAAGCUGCCGCUACCCCAAAUACUGACGCGUAUUCAAUUAUUCUGUUUGCUUUUCUAACAAAUCAAAUCGGAACUGAAGAGGAGAGCGGUAUGUGACUGAAUGAAAGCACUGUGCCAUGUUCUGUUUUAUCCCACAAACUACUCUUCUUAUAUCACAACAGCGUGCACUGAGCUGAUAUAUGUAACAAUAUAUGGUUGGGUGUGAGGUUUCUUAAGUUAGAUGUGAAGGGCAGAACAGGAAGUAGUGGGUGAGAGGCAUACCGUAUGAGUGGGUCAGCUGGUAUGUGUGUGUGUGUGUGUGUGUGUGUGUGCACAUGCAUGUGUCUGUGUGUGUGUGCAUCGGCAUGCUCUUUUUAAGCGGUUCCAGUUGAGAUGUUGAAGCAGUAGGCAACAGGAAGAAGUAAAUAUAGCAGGGUCAAGUUUUUCUAUGAAGAAUUUAUAAAGCAUGUUUGGUGAGAAUCAAUCCAACGGCCUUCUGCUGAAUAAGACCGCCAUCACAACGAGGCCUGGAUCUCUCAAAAGCAUCUUCAGCACGGAGGCAGACAUCAUCUUUGUGACAAAAUAUGUACCUCAUCUCUUAAAGAGGACCUAUGAUGCUUUUCUUUAUUUUCUGGCAUAUAUGAAAUGUUAUGAUUAAACAUGUUCAUAUCAAACAUGGCCAAGGUUUCAAAUAAUGAGGUAACCACAUGUAAAAGUAACCCCUGUGAGCAAAGAUGUCAGGCCAUGCACCAUUCUUAAUACUCUCUGAAUACUCUGAAUAGUGUUUAUAUUACAGAGCCAUUACUAUUACAUGUAGCUACGUGCUAACGUAAAUUUAAUGUUAAUUUCUCUCCAAUUUCGGAUCAUAUUCUUGGUGGAACAUGUCUGACUGUGAACAUUUUGUUUUAGAAGCUUUUGGUAGUGAUAAAACUGUGGCUUUACUAGAGAUGCACUGAUCCAGCUUUUUCAGUUUCGAUACCUAUCCCGAUGCUGUGGCUUUGAGUGUCAGCUGAUACCCGAUACCGAUCCG